GGAAGAGGUAUCGCGCUCAUAAUAUUGUGUGACAUGUAAAAGGCCGGGAUAAACACGUUAUUUCACGGACAAUAUGAUAUAACGGUAUAAACAGGGAUAGCCUAUCCGCCAUUAAGGAUUUCUGGAUUUCUGGAUAUGAUUAUUUUGAUGUCAGUGGAUAAAGUCAGGCUUGGGUCGUCAAUUUGAAGGAUAUUACGAAAUAAUAAACACGACUCCAUUGUGAAGCUUCAUGUAGGAUCUGACAAAGAUGGCCCUGCGAUUACUUGACAGACCGUUAGGUUACAAGGUCGGCUUCGGAUUAUUGAUAUUGUCAAUUCUUUUAGUCUUAAUUGGAUAUUCAAUACCUAGAUGGCAUAAUUACACACAUAAUUAUAAUGACGGUUAUAAUAAUGAUAAAGAAAAGGAGAGUACCACGUAUAUAUCUGGGUUAUGGGGACGGUGUAAAAGUGACUACACUAAUUGUGAAUAUUGGGUAGACGUAAGUGGUUUUCUUUACGGUGUUCGAGUGAUGAAUUCUUUUGGUAUUAUUUUCAUCGGUAUUUCUGUAGGUCUAGCCUUUUGGUUGAAUUUUUCUGGUCGAGCUAACCGCCAUGAAAUAGAUAAUAUCUCGGUUGAAAUAGUUGCUGGUAUUGGUGGUAUAUUUGGUAUAAUUUGCAUUAUAGUGUAUGCUGUCAAUGUCAAGAAUGAAAGUUCUACCAAUCAUAUAGAUGCUGCUUUCGCUGUGAGUUGCGUGGGUUAUCUUAUUACGUUAACGGCCGCAGGACUUAUUGCGAUAUCGCAUGGGAAAAAAGAUAACCCCAAAACAACGAAUCCAUGGCCUUACGGUCUAGGUUCUGGUCUCGUCGAUGCCGGGAGUAGAGAAACACAGAUUGAUCAAUUUCCUGUCGACAAUCCGGCCUUUGUAGAUCCUACCCAGAUUCGGUUCACUAGGACAACUCGACCGCCCAGUUCGUCCGACAAUUUGGCUUUUGUAGCACCGCCCUAUUCACUUCAACCAAACAGCAAUCCUCCAGGACCGUAUUAUCCGGCUCAACCAGUACCACCGGAAAGAAAAAAACACAAUGUACACGAUGCAGCUAAUACGUCGUAUGGGCAGAUGUCUGAAGACGAAGCCCAGCCACCUUCUUACGAUUCUAUCAUGUCACUCGACUCUAGCGCCUCUGAUGUCAGAAAUGUUCAUAUGGAUCCAAAUCCACAGCAAAGAUCGUAUGCCCGUUUCCCUCGUAUGGUUACAAAUAAUGAAGUAGAACUCUAACAACCACGUGCUUUUAUUAGAAAAUUGUAUAUUUUAUGGUUCAAAAAGAAAUUGUAUAUUUUACGAUAUGAAAUGAAAAUUGUUUUUUUUUAUGAUGUAUGAAAAGUGCUACUAAAGCUGAAGCAAUAUAUUUAAAUAGCCGUUACAACGCACAGCUUUGUCAUAAUAAAAAUAUUAAUUAUUCCUUAGAUCCAAUUUUUUUUCGAAAAUGUUCACUUUGAGAAUUUCAUAAACCAAACUGUAGAUAUCUUGAACAUCUGAAAAAAAAAAUCCAAAUUUAGGUUCUAUUGGGAAAAUCCUUAUAAUAAUUAAAACAUUCUGCAUAUCUAAAUUUUAUACUCUGUAUCAGUUAAAACUGCGUCUGAUACUGAAAUCAAACGGAUUAACAGUUUAUUUUGUACCUUUCUAUAGAACAGACACGAUAUACCAAAGAGAACACUCAUAAAUCAAGAUAUAAAUAAAGGGGGGUAACUGUGACCGACUUAAAAGAAAUAAUAAUUCGCAUCUUCAAUUUGAUCUAUAAAUUAUGCAUUAGCACUAGAUUACGGAUUCCCAUUUAACUACUUACAUUAAAUUAUCUAUAUUUAUAACCUACGUUUUAUUCAAAAUCAAGUUAAAAGGAUGUUCGUCGUGUAUUUUUUGUUAUUCUGAUAUAUACAUGUAAAAGUUGUAUUUCGUUUAAGAUUUUUAACAUAAUAUUCUCUUUAUAAAGCGAAAACAUUAGUCAAACAAUGAUACAUUAUCCGAGCUUUUUAAAAUGUCAUAAGAGAUAAAAAUUGAAUAACGCUCGUAAAAUAAAAGAAUAUCAAACAAAUGAGAUUAUACAACAUAGUAUUUCACAUUUCUAGCAUUCCACAUCUCUAUUCUUUUAAAGAUCUUUAUUAUGUAAGAUUUCGAUAAAGAGCUGGGCUAUAUUAGUUAAACAUUAGAUAAUGAAAACGGAAUAAUUUCAGUCAAAUUACUUCAUUCUGAGCGUAGUAGUGUAGUCUCGAAUGUCGUUGCUACAAUAAUAAACAAAGUCUCGGUUAUUCAUUUUUAAUUAAUUUAUCAACUGACAAUUGUGUUUAAAUUCGUUGAAAAUCACAACCAUCCGAUGUUCUAGAGGAUAGAUUUUGGGUUUGGCAUGUGAAUAAAUGUCUAAUUAAUGAUUUAUAUAACAUUUGAGGCCAAACGAUAGAUCUGGAAAAGGCAGAUUUAGAUCUUACGCAAUGUAUCUUUGACAAAAUAAAUAUAAGGUUAUUUAGCUAGAAGUAGAAAUGAAAAUGAAAUGGUUAACAUAUUACUUAUUAUACCAAAGAAUCCUAUUUCUUUUUUUAUGUAUAAACUGUUUUUCUUUAUAGAUUGAACAUAUUUUUAAUAAAUUUAUGCAUUAAGAACAUGCAUAUUUUAUGGCAAUUUAAGAUUUAAGUUAGGUGAUAAUAAUUAUCAUCUUCGCACCAUUAGGAUUUUAUGAUUUAUUUGAUUGGAAUAUCAGGAGAAGACAAUAUAGUUUAAGAUGAUCAAGCCGUUUACUGUUGAUGAAAUCGCCCUCGUUAACAAUAUUUCACAAUUGUUUUGUUUAGUUUGUAUGAGAAAACAAUCUGGUUUUUUUUUAAUUAUUAUAUGGCGAAUAAUAGUUGGACAAUUAAACCAAAAUUAUUUUACUUUUUAGUGAAUUGUAGCCAUGUUGUCGUCCAUAUAUAUUUUUUUAUUUUAACCCGAAUUGUUAAUUAAGGAUCAAGCUUGACUGUCGUCUUCUUGACUAGAACUUUUUAAAAACUUGAAUCCGUUAGUGGUAAACAUUAUCUCUUUGUUGAACAUUAGAUCAUUGAUGUGCGUCGAUCAGAUCUUUGAAAUAGGUUGCCGUUCAACAAACAGGCUCCCGAGCAGUUUUUAAAUUCUUCUGGAGUAUUUUUGUAUUUUUUUUUUUUAUUUCUUUUUUUUAAAUUCCAUAUUUUAUAUUUCACUGGAUUGAAAGUAGAAAAUCCAAACCAUAAAGACGACGUAAAAAUGAUGAAUUCCUACACGAAUUGCCUUUCAAUCUUCAAAAAUGGGAGAUAACUCUUACAAGCUUAAAUGUACAUUUUAUGAUAACGCACGGCUGUACACAGAAGAUUAUUAUUUUCUAUAAUCUGAAUGACGAAGUAAGCCAUGCUUUGUAUAUAGAUAUUGUUUAUGUCAUAUUAUGUUCUUGCCAUAACAAACUUUUCAGUCUUUUUUAAGAAAGUGUCUGGUUAGAUCUGGGGCUUUUAUAUUAAAUAAUUUCUUUCAUAUUAUAUUUGUAAUUUUAAAUCGUUUUUUAUCGCGACAUAAGUACAUGUUAUUACGAUAUUUUGUAUUUUAAUGAAUUCUUAGAAUGAGUUUAUUAUUGACGAAAUGUUAAGUUAAAUAAACGUUAUUUUUAUCAA
Messenger RNA from Patella vulgata (common limpet), 3642 nucleotides. RefSeq lists its product as uncharacterized. NCBI's taxonomy places the organism in Eukaryota, Metazoa, Mollusca, Gastropoda, Patellidae. The transcript is spliced from 3 exons. The coding region runs from base 248 to 1255 and encodes 335 amino acids. The record is from RefSeq and is a predicted model, not a curated record.